Recurvomyces mirabilis is the source of this 1755-nucleotide messenger RNA. RefSeq lists its product as uncharacterized. The record is from RefSeq and is a predicted model, not a curated record. The coding region runs from base 1 to 1755 and encodes 584 amino acids. NCBI's taxonomy places the organism in Eukaryota, Fungi, Ascomycota, Dothideomycetes, Mycosphaerellales, Teratosphaeriaceae. The transcript has a single exon. Gene Ontology annotation, biological process: proteolysis. Gene Ontology annotation, molecular function: manganese ion binding; metalloaminopeptidase activity.
AUGCCCAUCAAAACCGUAUAUACCUGGCUUCCAGUCACUGUUGCAAUGUAUCCCGAGACUGUGCCCAUUGUAGGCGAACAUGACUUCGGAAAGGUCGCUUCGAUCCCUGAACAUCUGCCUCAUUCCACCGCCUCUAACACCUCCCUACCUCUCCGACUCCACACCGAAGGACAUGGCAUCGACAAGUAUCCAGCCAAAGUUCACGCCCGUCGCGUAGCAGAAGAGCUCGGAGACGUAAAAGGUCUCAUCGUGCUUGCCGCUGCUCAGUCAAUACUAUGGCCCGACUCGGACAUGCCACAGCCGUUCCGGCAGGACCGCUACUUCUACUACCUGAGCGGAUGCAAUGAGCCAGGCUGUUACGUGACUUACGAUCUACAGAGGGACGUCUUGACGCUUUGGCUACCGACGAUCAACAAGACGAGGGUGGUAUGGCAGGGUAGGGGCAGUACGGUGGAAGAGGCACUGGAGAAGUACGACAUCGACGAGGCUAAGUAUCUCACGCACGAGACGAUGGAGCCCAGGAUCGUGCGUCGAGGUCAUCAGCCCAGCCGACACAACCGUGACCUUCUCAUCAACUACAUAUGUUCCAUCACCGGCCACUCAGAUGAAGUGGCAGCUUUAAGUUCAGAACACCUCUACUGCGAUCGCCUCGUCUCCAAAUUUUGCCCAAAGCACCAGCGAAAGAAUCUCCGUUACGCGAUAGACACAUGUCGAGUAAUCAAAGACGAGCACGAAAUCAAUCUCACUCGGAAGGCGAACAAUACAACAGCCGCGGGCCACGAAGCAGUGCUCCAGCACCUCCACCAGUUGACCAACGAAGCAGAAGUGGAAGCGGAGUACAUGCGCAUCUGUAUAGCUCACCAUGCUAAAGAGCAGGCAUAUAGUCCCAUAGCUGGCUCCGGUCCGAAUGCGGGUGUGUUGCACUAUGUAGCCAACAAUGAGCGGUUUGGAGAUAGGAAGAUGAUGGUGUUGGAUGCCGGGUGUGAGGUUUCCUGCUACGCCUCGGACGUCACACGCACGCUUCCUUUGAAUCGUAAGAAGCCUGGUCACUGGCCAAGUAAGGAGUGCGAGAAUGUGUACAGAGUCGUGGAGGGAGUACAGGAAGCCUGUAUCGCUCUGAUGAAACCUGGCAAUAGUUUCCGAGAUAUCGCGUGGCAUGCUACGAACAUGACUACGCGUGGACUGCUGGAUCUCGGGGUUCUGAAAGGAGAUUGCGAGGAGGUUCUGGCGCAGGGCACAUGGCGGGCUUUCUUUCCGCAUGGUUUGGGUCAUCACAUGGGGCUCGAGGUGCAUGAUGUUUCGCCUGGACCACGACCGAAGGAGGAUUCUUCGAAGUCGAUGAGCGUUGAGGAUUCGCAUAUUGCUGUGCUGCCGCCUUCGUGGCAGCUGAUGUCUUCCUGGCUCGCCACUGAAACCUUGCCUACAUCUACCUCAGGUGCAAGGCCUGAUUAUGCGCUGCUCAAACCAGGGAUGAUUAUCACAGUCGAACCGGGCAUCUACUUCAACUCCUUCCUACUCGAGAAUUUCUUCUUGAAUGAUCCGAAGCAUGCCCAAUUCAUCGACAAGGAAGUUCUGGAACGUUAUAUGGACGUCGGUGGUGUCAGGAUUGAAGAUGACAUUCUCGUUACGAAAGACGGGUAUGAGAAUUUGACAGUGGCGCCUAAGGGCGAGGCGAUGCUUCAGUGUAUUCGCAGGGGUGCUGAGGAGGCGGCGAGGAGGGAGAGGGGUGAGAUGUAUAGGGAGGCGAUGCCAUGA